Varroa destructor (honeybee mite) is the source of this 1969-nucleotide messenger RNA. RefSeq lists its product as uncharacterized. The record is from RefSeq and is a predicted model, not a curated record. NCBI's taxonomy places the organism in Eukaryota, Metazoa, Arthropoda, Arachnida, Mesostigmata, Varroidae.
AUUCAAGUCAACGCUACUUUCUCAACUCAGUUUGCCCGCCAAUCCACAGUUGAUACUGCUUUCCCUCUCUUUUCGACUGUCUGGUCCUCUUUUCAGAUCGAACUUGAACGGCCUUUCUGCUAUUGUGAUCUGUCGUCUGUUAGUGCCUUUAGCUUCCGAGUGAGACACUAACAGUAGCCCUUUCCCAUUCAGCUGAUCCGAAGCGAUCCGACUGUCCUGAGCAGAACGGUUGUCUUUCAGACUUCUGGGGCCCAACCCAUUUCGCGAGUGUUCACCCAUCAGCUCACUGUUCGUGUGUUGACUGAAGCUAAAAGUGUACUUUUCUUUAAGUUAAGAAGGGAUUUACGACUGUCGUACAAGCGGACAGCCGUUCGAUCUCGGUAAACUUUUCGAGAAAUCAAACAUCAGCUGAAUUUGACUCGACCGGAAUCCCUCAGGACGUAUUAGUUGCCUUCGUUCGUAUUCGUCGCGAACUUCUUUCAAUCUCGCGUGACAGCUUACGCUGACCAGCGGCCGAUAACCACUUGUGACUUGUAAAGCCGUACGAAAAAGUGAAAGAAAUCAGAGUGCAGCAUACAAUAUUAUACUACGAGAGCUUCACUGUGGUUGGUAACUGCACGGUCGACAAAAGAAAAGUGAAUUCGUACGCAGUGACAAACCUUAACUUCAAAGUUCGUAGCUGGCUUAAGACUUGUUUGUAUUGGUGCGCUUGCAAUACAGAAGAGUUUAUUAAAAAAUUGUCAAAAUGUCACGGGAAAACGUAGCCGACUACACGCAAAUUCCGACGUUUGAGACAUCCGACCAAAAUGGAAAGGAUGCGAACGCGGAUGAUUCAGCGACGCAAGGGGCAGGCAACACCUGCCGGCGAUAUCAAAAGUUUUACCUAACUUGUAGGGAUUGCGUAAUUGUAGCGGUUGUAAUGGGAAUUGCGUUAGGCGCAAUCAUCGUCUCGCUAGUGCUGGGUCUGCCGGCCCUCGAGGCCAAACGCCGGGAGCUACUCAACGACACCCUAGUUGACCAGAUAGAGACGACUACGCAAAUGCAGUUGGACAACACCGCAAACGUAGCAGGGUCUUAGAAUGUUCCGUUCGAUUUCUUAUUUCACAGCAUCAACUUCACCAAAACUCUUUUUCCAUACAACACCCUUCAAAAUAAAUCGUUUCGUACACAUACCUUUUUGAAGUUCGAUUGAACUAGGAAAUAGGCAGUGUCCUUGUAUUGUGCUGAAACGUCUAGCAACACGACUGGCCUCUUUCGAAAGCUAAAAUCUGCGACCUCGAAAAAAAAAAACUUUUGCAGCUUUUUUACGGAAGUCGUGUACUUCUCGAUCUUAGCAGGAGUACACCAUUAAGCCGGUUUCCUUCCGCUUUUGGUGGGUUUUUUGAGAACUUUUAGUUUUUUUUAAGCAUUUUCAUACUAAUGACCCUCUAUUGAACCAAUCUACUUUCUUAGAUAAUUGACUGUGUUCGCUCUUGUGACCGCAGCUAUAUCGUUAGCAAUUGGACAGUGUUAUGGGGAUACAGCCAUAACAUCAAUAAUGAUAGACAACAUCAAAAGGUCAAUGGAAAAAUAUACAUAUUUAUAUAUAUACAUUAUGAUAGUAAAAGCUACAUCUAAUAUUAAUCCAUAAAAUAGUUGAUGCAUAUACACAUGCGAGUGAAGGUAUGAAGUGUGCCCUUAACGUGGCGUACGCUGCUGUAUGAGUGCGUGUCGUUUUUGUGUUGUGAUCAUAUAUACGCAUAUAUUUUAAUAUAAUAACGAUCGUGAAGAUGAAGAUGAAGAUGACAAUUCGAAAAAGACAGCAAAAUAGUUACCGAGUUCCGAAAAAUUUAGCUGCAAUACAAAAAAAGACGAAGUACAAACAAGAUAAGGCGAUCGAGACAGGGUGCUAACAAAAAGGCUGUAAACUAAAGUGAAAAUGAAAAUUCCAAUAAAUUGUCAAAUUAAAAACAUAUUAACAAAAAAAAAA